Molecule: messenger RNA, 1605 nt
Organism: Racocetra fulgida
Lineage: Eukaryota; Fungi; Glomeromycota; Glomeromycetes; Diversisporales; Gigasporaceae
Source: the annotation of a GenBank genome assembly
AUGGCGCGUGUCUGUCUGUCUGUCAAUAGUAUUAUCGCCUUAACAAAAAUUCGCCCCCAACGCCAGGAAAACGAUAGGCACACAAAGCGAAUACGUCGCACUUUAGACAGUGAAGAACAACGGCAUCAUCGUCAAGAGCGUGAUAAACUUGCACAAAGAAAUCGUAGAGCUACUGAAUCUGAAGAAUUACGCGAACAACGACUUGAAUGUGAUAGGUUAGCUCAAUGUGAACGGCACCAGAAACAACGACAAACGCAUCUUCUUUUAGGAAGAAGCUAUACCAAUGAGAGGAGUAUUACACCAUUUCGUCUUCAACCUCCAACGGUUUGUGAGUAUUGUAGAGCGAAAAAAAUUAUGUAUGAAUCUAGCGGUUUCUGUUACAACAAUGGAAAAGUAGUAUUAGCCGAUGUAGAAGCUCCUGCUACGCUGCAAGAUUUGUUUGUUAGGACGGAUGCAAUUGAACGUGAUUUUUGGCAUAAUAUUCGGGCUUAUAAUAAUCUUUUUGCGUUCACUUCUAUCGGUGUUCGAUUGAAUCAGCAGCUGGCCAAUGGUAAUUCGUUUUUAAAAAUUCGCAUACAUAUUCCUGAGACAGCUGGCGUUUACACUUUUCGUGUUCAAGGAGGAAUAUAUCAUGCGAUUGGGUCGCUUCAUCCUCAAAGCACACAACCUCUAAAAUAUAUGCAACUUUACAUAGAACAUGAAGUAGAUAACCGUUUGAAUAAAAUGCCUAAUCUUCGUUGUGAUACGAUUGAAUCAAUAAGGAAUGUACUUAACGAAGUCAAUCCUUUUGUUGAAAACUUCUGGCACCUUUCUACUAUCGAGACCGUGUCAAAUUUGCAGUUGAUUAUUAAAGCUGAUCACGGAUUAGAUCAACGAGUAUAUAAUAGACCUACAACAUUAGAAGUUAGUUCAGAUUCAUCGUCACAAAACCGGCAAAAUAUCGAUGAAAUAACCCAAUUUGUAGAAGCAUUCACUUUGUUUGAAAUUAAUCCUGCAAUAACUCGCCUUCAGCUUCAUUUACCUAAAAAGCAUAUAAUAACCUAUCAUGAAACGACUGCUUUGGCUGAGAUUAUAUCUGAUGAAAAUAAUGAAAAGACCAUGUUGACCGAAUAUUUUCACCUAAAUGUAAUCGACCCAGAUGUGCUAUAUACUGCGCAUCCAAUCGAAGAAGAGAGAUUUUUUCUUCGUUUACUUUUGCAUCAUAUACGUGGAGCAACUUCUUUCAACAAUCUCAAAUUCGUUGAUGGUUAUCAAUGUGAUACCUUUAAAGAAAGUGAACAACGUCGUGGUCUUCUAGAAGAUGAUAGAUCGUUGCAUGAAUACCUUUGGAAUGAGAAUUUUAGUUUUAUGUCUGAAAACUUUACUAGAACUGGCAUACCAGAAGGACAACUACGCAUUAAUGCAGUACUUAAGCAUGUUAAUCGCUUCCUUCACCAGCAUGCUAAAGAUAUAAGUGAUUAUGACCUACCACAAAUCACUUUUGAUACUGGUAAUGACGAUUUAUCUGAAUUAAUUCAUGAAGAACUAAGCAUUUCAGUCCUACCCGAAGAUCUAGAAAAAAUUUCGACGCUGAAUGAAGCUCAAAAAACGUUUUCGAUACAGUAA